Molecule: messenger RNA, 1509 nt
Organism: Cladophialophora immunda
Lineage: Eukaryota; Fungi; Ascomycota; Eurotiomycetes; Chaetothyriales; Herpotrichiellaceae
Exons: 1
Coding region: 1-1509 (502 amino acids)
Biological process (GO): triglyceride biosynthetic process
Cellular component (GO): endoplasmic reticulum membrane
Molecular function (GO): diacylglycerol O-acyltransferase activity
Source: RefSeq, a predicted model, not a curated record
AUGGCUUAUACCGUCCAUACCCUGAUCUCAGAGACCCAGGACAUCGCAGCCAAAGGCCUUCACGAUGUCAAGCCCCCGGUCGAGGUCCCCAAUCCCUCCAUCGACAUGCCUCAAUCGCAGCCCAAGAUCCGCAGCAAGUACCGGCAUGUUGCAGCUCUGCAUUCCAAAGUCCGACCGUCAUGUCUCAGCCAUGAGGCAAAGGAGACACCGAGCUUUAUAGGAUUCCGCAAUCUCAUGGUCCUGACAAUCAUAGUCAUGAACCUGCGACUGGUCAUUGAGAAUGCUAGAAAAUAUGGCCUCCUCAUUACUCUCAAGUCAAACCUUCGAAGCCAGGACAUCAAGAUUGCUCUAGCCCUCUAUGCCCUUACGCCAUGUCACCUUUUUGUCGCCUACAUUAUCGAGAAAGUGGCCAUGGAAAAUGCCAAAGGAGUCAUUGGAAGGCGGAAGAAGAGUGAUCCAGACUCAAACAAGAAGCCCGAGACCGAGAAGCAGACAAAAGAGUUCCUCAAUACUUGGUGGUGGAUUGCUGUCGCCCACACCUUGAAUGCCUCGCUUGCUUUGCUCAUCUCGAGCUUCGUGGUCUACUAUUGCAUCCACAAUCCCGGAUUAGGGACGAUCAGUGAGCUCCACGCCAUUGUGGUGUGGCUCAAGACCUGCUCUUAUGCCUUCACCAACCGAGACCUUCGACAUGCCAUGUUGAAUCCCGGUGGCCCUGAAUCGGCUCUUCCGGACAUUUACUCAGAAUGUCCCUAUCCACGCAAUAUCACGCUUCCCAACCUGUGUUACUUCUGGUGGGCACCGACCCUGGUCUAUCAACCGUAUUACCCACGCACAGACCGAAUAAGAUGGACUUUCUUCCUGAAACGAGUCGGAGAAGUCGCUGCCCUCAGUGUCUUCAUCUGGCUCACUUGUGCACAGUACGCUGUGCCGGUCUUGCGGAACUCGCUGGAUGGCAUGGCCGUGCUCGACUUCUCUUCCAUUGCAGAACGUCUGAUGAAGCUGUCGACUAUAUCCCUAAUUGUCUGGCUCGCUGGCUUCUUUGCCCUGUUUCAAUCGUUUCUCAAUGCUCUCGCCGAGAUCAUGAUGUUUGGCGAUCGCGUCUUUUACGAGGAUUGGUGGAACAGCACCAGUUUAAAGAUGUACUGGUCAACAUGGAAUAAGCCUGUCUAUCAUUUUAUGCGGAGGCACAUCUACUCUCCUCUGAUCGGUCGCGGCUGGUCACACCGAGCAGCCAGCGCGUGGGUGUUUGUAUUUUCGGGAUUUCUCCACGAGCUUGCCGUCGGAGUGCCUUCCCAUAACAUUCUCGGAGUGGCUUUUCUUGGGAUGGUGCUGCAACUACCUCUGAUCCAGAUCACUGAGCCUUUGGCGAAGAUGGAUGGAACCGGCAAAGUGAUUGGGAACUGCAUCUUUUGGAUCAAUUUCGUGUUUGUCGGACAACCAUUGGCUGCGAUGAUCUACUUCUUUGCUUGGCAAGCAAAGUAUGGGGAGCUCAGCAGGGUACGGAAGUGA